Messenger RNA from Talaromyces proteolyticus, 2552 nucleotides. Its product is annotated as protein phosphatase 2a 65kd regulatory sububit. The transcript has 9 exons. Lineage: Eukaryota; Fungi; Ascomycota; Eurotiomycetes; Eurotiales; Trichocomaceae. Gene Ontology annotation, cellular component: cytoplasm; protein phosphatase type 2A complex. The record is from RefSeq and is a predicted model, not a curated record. The coding region runs from base 380 to 2230 and encodes 616 amino acids. Gene Ontology annotation, biological process: protein dephosphorylation. Gene Ontology annotation, molecular function: protein phosphatase regulator activity.
CAGUGCCCUGAUAAAUAUUUGAGGUGUGUCUUCUCCCGCGCCCCCGACCCACCAGCACCGUCACCAUCUGAAGCCGUCCGUGUGCCUUGCCUCCCUCGACCCCACGGCACUCGACUCUUUCCCCAAGCCUUGCCUGGCGUGCCAGCCCAUCACUGAUCACCGACUGUGUAACGUGCAUCUAAUCCGUCUCCCCACCAGUGUUAUCUUCGCAGCGUCCAUGAAAGACUCGCGCUUUUGAAUUCGUUGUGUUAGCUCGAUUGUUCGACUCCUGGGUUGAAUCACAACACCAGCCUCCCAGAGUCGACACACGAGGAGUUGGCUCAUCCAAUUCGUAUCCUCAGUUCCCAAUCGCACGCCAAUCUUAUAAAUCUCAUUCGUCAUGGACCCUCAGACUGAAAGCGAUGAGCUUUACCCUAUCGCGGUCCUCAUCGAUGAGCUCAAGCAUGAUGAUGUGCUUCUCCGUCUGAACGCGAUCCACCGACUUUCGACAAUUGCCUUAGCCCUGGGCCCAGAAAGGACGCGGGACGAGCUGAUUCCCUUCUUGGAUGAUUCUGUUGAGGACGAAGAUGAAGUGUUGACAGCCCUGAGUGAGGAAUUGGGAAACUUUGUCGAGUAUGUCGGAGGUCCAGAAUACGGGCACGUGCUCCUUUCUCCUCUGGAGAACUUGGCUGCAAUCGAAGAGCCUCUAGUCCGAGAGAAGGCCGUUGAAUCUCUCAACAAAAUAUGCGAUCAACUAUCCCCUAAGCAAGUCGAGGAGGACUUUAUACCGAUGGUUCUUCGUCUUUCCAAAGCGGACUGGUUCACUUCAAAGAUUUCGGCUACUGGCCUCUAUUGUGCUCCUUAUCGUAAAGCUGCCUCGGGCGUGCAGCAAGGCCUUCGUCAACAGUUUGGCAACCUUGUUCAUGAUGAAACGCCAAUGGUACGGAGACAGGCUGCAAACAAUCUAGCCAAAUUCAUUAAGGAAUUGACUCCCACUGUCAUUAUCGAAGAGAUCAUUCCACUAUUUCAAUACCUUACAAGCGACGACCAGGAUAGCGUCCGUUUGCUGACUGUCGAGAUUCUGAUUUCCAUAGCAGAGGAAAUUCCUAAGGAACAACAAUCAAGUCAUGGGGUUCUUCUAACGUCUUUACGGAGUCUCUUCGAGGAUAAGAGCUGGAGAGUUCGGUACAUGGUGGCAGACAAAUUUGAGAAGAUUGCAAAAGCUGUCGACGAGGAAGUUGUCGUCCGAGAUCUCGUACCAGCAUUUGUCAAACUGUUGAAAGACACCGAAGCCGAAGUGCGUACUGCAAUUUCUGGGCAGAUUCCAGGCUUCUGUACCCUAAUUGACCGUGAUACCCUACUUAACGAAAUCAUGACCAGCAUCGAAGACCUAGUCUCUGACCAGUCUCAACACGUUCGUGGUGCUCUAGCAACCCAAGUUAGUGGACUUGCUCCGAUACUUGGAAAGGAAGAGACUAUCGCCCAUCUUUUGCCUAUGUUUCUUCAGAUGCUCAAAGAUGAGCAUCCAGAGGUUCGCCUUCACAUUAUCUCAAAGCUCGACGUUGUGAACAAAGUAAUCGGUAUUGAUCUGCUUUCACAAUCCCUGCUUCCGGCCAUUGUUCAGCUAGCCGAAGAUAAGCAAUGGCGUGUACGUCUCGCCAUCAUUGAAUAUAUUCCUCUCCUCGCAAGUCAACUUGGAGUGAAGUUUUUUGAUGAACAAUUAAGCAAUCUCUGCAUGGGCUGGCUGGGAGACACUGUCUUCUCCAUCCGUGAAGCUGCAACACAGAACCUCAAGAAGCUUACUGAGGUGUUCGGUGUUGAAUGGGCCAAUGAGUCCAUCAUUCCCAAGGUCAUGGCCAUGGGACAACACCCCAACUAUCUUUACAGAAUGACAACAUGCUUUGCAAUCUCGACUCUUGCCCCUGUGGUUAAUCUUAAUAUUAUUGAGAACUCUAUUCUCCCAAUCUUGGAGCGACUGGUCAACGAUGAAAUUCCAAAUAUUCGAUUUAAUGUCGCAAAAUCUUACGCAGUAUUGAUUGACACACUACGCCGGCUCCCUGUCGACGGUACUCUCCAAGAUGUCGAGAAAUCUGGCGAGAAUGAGGGCGCCUCGCCACAUGGCCAAGAAGUCAUCCAACAACGGAUACUGCCCCAGCUUGAAAAAUUGCAGGAAGAUGACGAUGUUGAUGUUCGGUAUUUUGCUACGACGGCUGCGGGCGGGCAUGAUGAGGCCAUGCAGACUUCACCAUAGAUGCAGCCUACUGCUGUUUUGCAUAUAAAUUCAAAAAGGUUGCUGGACAGUUGAGAGGCACGUGGUAUUCUUACAGCGACAGAUAUCUCGUAUGGAGGUUUGGAGGUGAUUAAUACUCUCUGUGUUAGAAACAUAAUCAGCAUUUUUGUCAGAAUAUGAAAACGCGGUCUGAUGAUCAGUAGACCCUAUUCCAUUAAUUGCGUUAAAUAAUAUCUAACUCCUGUACCAAGCUUAGAAGCCGUAGCAAAAAUAUAAUUGGACCGUAGUCAAGUAAGAGACAAUGGUUCUCACGUUUGACAAGUUCAACGACAGAAGGCGGAGC